Syzygium oleosum is the source of this 2360-nucleotide messenger RNA. RefSeq lists its product as uncharacterized. The coding region runs from base 187 to 2184 and encodes 665 amino acids. Lineage: Eukaryota; Viridiplantae; Streptophyta; Magnoliopsida; Myrtales; Myrtaceae. The record is from RefSeq and is a predicted model, not a curated record. The transcript is spliced from 2 exons.
AUAUAUCUAAGGCUUUCUUGAUCGGUUGCUUUCGGGUUCGGAAACUCCCCUAGUUCUUGCAGUUGUUUGGAAAUGGUGCUCGUCAGGUUCGAGUGAGGCGUCGCGAAAAGCUUGAAGAAGGAUCUUAAAGUCUAAUUCGGGGCAAGAGGAUCUCUCACCAACUUCUUUUCGCAAAGACUUGUGAUAAUGAUAUCCGGAACAACCACGCCCGGAGGGCACAAGAUAAUAUACUGUUCAAUGGUGCCUCCGGGAUGCCCUCACGAAUGGUGGGCGUCGGAGAUGACGUGUUUCUGGGACAACUGGAGCAUUCAACUUUUGGUACUACUCAGCUUGAUUUUCCAGAUGGUGCUUACUGUGUUAGGAAGCCGCAGGAAGACCUCAAGUGGCCAGACAAUCACAUUUGUUGUUUGGGCAUCUUAUUUGCUCACCUCUUAUUUAGCGACGCUAGCGCUCAGCAAGCUCACGACAGUCAGACUCAACAAGUCCGAGGAAGAGUGUGAUACCGAACUAAAAGCAUUGUUGGCGCCUUUGAUUCUACUGCUGUUGGGGACUCCAGAUAGCAUUACCGCAUAUUCAGUGGAAGACAACCGGCUCGGCGUGAGGCGUGUAUUGAACCUCAUCAUCACGUUUUCUUUCGUGGUGUGGAUCCUCUGGCGAAAUUGGAAGACCUCCAUCCCGAUGAUACUGUACUUUCCGCUGUUUGUUGCUGGGAUAAUUAAGUACGGAGAAACAAUUUGGGCACUCUCCUCUGUGUACGACGAGAACACGAACAUAAGAAAAGAGGAUUUCGAUGAAGAAAAGGAGAUGUUCUCUGCAUUGAUGGAUUCCGAUGAUGAAAAGGAGAUGUUCUCUGCAUUGAAGAACUUCCUUAAAGAUGUUCCCGAUCUAAAUAUUUUCUUGAAGGCUUACUAUCGGUUUGAUUGCUUAAAGCCUCACCUUGUGGACUGGCUGAAGCACCCUUUCUUCAUGGAGCAUCGUAAUAAGUUGAUCAACGGAUACAGUCCUGAAGAAGUAUUCUUGACAACCGAUAUGGAACUCGGGUUCAUGUAUGACGUCCUCUACACUAAAGCACCAGUUCUUUAUACCAAGACCGGGAUCACGCUCCGCGUCAUCGGUUAUUUUAGUUUGCUGGUGACCUCAGGCGGAUUCCUGGGGCUUUUCUUUGAUGAACACUGGAGAGGUCCGUACGUUAUUUACACGUUUGGCCUGCUGAUUGGAGUCGUGCUUCUGGAAACUUACCAGUUGCUGAUGCUAUUCGAGUCGGAUUGGAUGAUUAUAAUGAACAUUAAGCACCAUAUGGUCUCGAAGUUUCUGAAAUUUCUUGUCAAACGAUCUCUGAAGAAGAAAAGGUGGUCUCACACAAUUCGCCAAGUUAAUUUUCUGGAUUUCUUCCAACACGAAAAACGGCCCUGGCUCUUCAAAAUCCUCAAAUUCUGUGGCAAGGCCGAGAAGUUCAUGAGAUAUUGGGCAACACAAUCUAAACCAAUUCCCAAGUAUUUGAAAGAAUUAUUGCUGAAAGACAUGGAAAAGUUUGAAGCGAAGAGAGACAGUCAACCCUUCACGGAAAGAGGCCAAUGGACGCUCGAGUCUCUGGAAAAGCUCCAAUGGAGUAUCGAGAUGGCAUUUGACAGAAGCAUCAUCAUAUGGCACAUUGCGACCCAUAUCUGCAACGAAUCAUGCCACGAAAAUUCAGACCGUAGCAAGGCAAGCAAACUGAUAUCAGAUUACAUGAUGUUCCUUCUGGCACAACAUCCAAACAUACUCUCCUUGACCACAGCCAAGAUCACCCACAAUGACGCCUACUCUAAGUUCAAGACGUUCUUGAAGCAAGUCCCAGAAGAGCAGCGCGACAGAGAGAGCAUCCUGGAAAUUCUAUUGGAAACAGGGUACAAGCAAGAAAGUCCCUUAGAGGGGAGCCUUGAACCAGUAAUCACCAGAGGGUGGAAUGUUGUUGAGGAAGCGGGAAGACUCGCGAGAGAGCUGAAAGAUACUGAGGACACAUGGGAGAUCAUCAGCAGCGUUUGGGUUGAGAUUCUAUGUUUCGCAGCGUACAAUUGCCAGCAAUACCAACACAUGGAGCUGGUGAGGCGGGGCGGAGAAAUCAUCACUCACGUGUGGCUCCUCCUUUCUCACAAGACAGACAAGUUCAACACCGUUAAGAUUUGGAACAUAAAAAUCGAAUAGAGAUGGUGGAAUGUUGCUAUUGCAUAUGAAACUACUUGUUUAAAGUUCUUAUUUUCUUCUGAAAUUAUGCAUUACAUCAUACUAGAUAUGGUGUAGUCAAUCAUUGCCUUUCUUUCUUUUUCGUUUUUCCCUUUCAUCCAUUCCCUCUUCUGCGCAAAUGCAGAUCGAUUUCAUGU